Messenger RNA from Haliotis rubra (blacklip abalone), 7905 nucleotides. Its product is annotated as transcriptional regulator ATRX-like. The record is from RefSeq and is a predicted model, not a curated record. Lineage: Eukaryota; Metazoa; Mollusca; Gastropoda; Lepetellida; Haliotidae. Gene Ontology annotation, molecular function: ATP hydrolysis activity; ATP binding; ATP-dependent chromatin remodeler activity. Gene Ontology annotation, cellular component: nucleus.
GUGACACAUUGUUCGCCGCCAUGUUUCCAGAGAGCAAAUCCGGCAGACUUGCAUAGCUCAUGUGAACUUGGAACCGAUGUGUCAGUCAGCCGUAUUUCUCAAUCAAGUAAAGCAAUAUGACUUGAAAAGGUGAAGGCUUCAGGUUUGACCGUUAACAGCUACAAUGGAGGGCUCAAGCUCAAAAGGCUCCUCAAAGAGGAAACCAGCUUUUACCAUGAAGAUAAAAGUGCAGAGCAAGAAGAAACAAGAGAGCGAAUCUGACAAUGAUGACUAUGAGUCUGAUUAUUCCAAGAGGAAAUCUGGAUCAAAGAGAGACAACUCUGACUAUUCAGAUGCGGAGUCCAUACCUGAUUUGCCCGAAGGUACUGUUGUUGUUAAACCAGAACCUGUUAAAGAAAAGAAAAUACGGUUUAGUGGACCAGAAUUUUCCAAAGUACCAGACAACCUGGACAUCGUCAACUGCACAUCCUGUGGGAGACAGAUCAACCCUAAUGUAUCUGGAGCUGCAAAACGACACCCAGAAUUGAAAGUCCUAGUUUGCAGGAAAUGUUACGGCUACUAUCGCAGUGGGAAGAUCGAGCAGGACGAGGAUGGACUGGAUGAACAGUGUCGAUGGUGUGGGGAGGGAGGAAGGCUACUCGGUUGCGAUCACUGUCACAAUGCCUUCUGCAAGUCUUGUAUCAUCAGGAACUUCAGCCGGGCGGAACUCACCACAGUCAUGGCUGAUGAUGGAUCCAAGUGGAAGUGCUAUGUGUGCGACUCAUCUAAACUGAAGAAAUUGUUACGAGAAUGUGACUCUUUGUUCAAAAAGAUUGAUAAGGAAAAGCUGAAAGCCAAGAUGCAGAGCAGUAUAGACUUGAAGAAAUCAAGCAGUAGCAAGCCUCAGAAAGCAACGGGCACAAAGACCAGGGGGAAGAAAAAGGCAGAAACAUCCAGUUCAGAUGAUGAUAACAAUGAAGUCGAUGAUGAAGUAGACGAAGAUGAUGAAGACGAUGUGCCAAAAAUGAAGAAUGGAAAGAACAAGGCACCUGAAUCACAGAAUGGUAAGGACCUUGAGAAUGAGGUAGCAAAGAAAGCUUUGAUGGCAGAGUUGGAGGAUGCUGAUACGGAGGGAGGUGAUGAGAGUGGCAACGAUGACAGCGAGUCAGAUGAUGAUGCCAAGAAGAAAAGGGGAGCCAAAAAAGACAAGAAACCCGUGAAGGAAGAGAAUGAUGAUAGUGACAAUGACAAUGAAAAUGACAGUGAAGAUGAAGAUUCUGAUACUGUGCCAAAUAAGAGGAAGAGAUUACGUAGCAAACUCUUAGAUGCUAAGUUGUCAGGCAGUGAGUCUAGUUCUAAAGACAGAAAGUCUAAGAAAAAGGUGAAGUCAGAGGAGAGUGAUUCUGAGGAGGUUGUCAAGAAAAAAUCAAAGAAGAAGAAAUCAUCAGAUGAAGAUUUUGACAGUGAUUCAAGUUUGGGCAAGAAAAAGAAAAAGGGAAGGAGGAAAAAGAAACAGAAGAAGAAGAAGAAGAGGGGGAAGAAGAGGAAACUGACAAGUGACUCCGAAUCUGGGAAUUCAUCAUCUUCUGAUUCCGCAAGUGAUUCCGACAGUGAGAUUAGUCUGGACACAGAGGAGGAGGAGAGGCGAGAGAAGCUGAAGGCAGAACGCAAAGCUAAGCGGAAAGCAAAGGGGAAUAAGCGGCGUAGAAUCAAGGAGCAGAAGGAUUCCUCUGAUGAAAAUAAGAAAAUAGAGACAGAUUCAGAUAUUGAUGGAAGUGAUGAUGAUGAUGAUGACGACGAUGACGAUGGUAAAUCCCCGGACAAGUCUGGCAGGAAGAAUAUUCGAAAGAUAAAGUCUGAUAAGAAACUCACUGAUGAUACUAAGCGGGCCCGCAAAGCUGAGGAAUGCAGAAGGAAGAGGGUUGUUGAACGCCAGAAAGAGUUCAACCAUGUUGUACAAAUAACAGAUGAGCAGACCAAGUGCCCCAUCACUACACAGUUGAUUUUGGAGAUGGACAAGGAUAAGAAAGAUCCCCUUAUAGAAGUGAACAAGAAGCUGGUUCGCAAACUCAAACCUCACCAGGUGGAAGCUGCCCAGUUCAUGUGGGACUGCAUGUGUGAAACAACCGAUCGCAUCAAGAAAAAGGAAGGAUCUGGCUGUAUCCUGGCUCAUUGUAUGGGUCUUGGUAAAACGUUAUCGGUGAUAACAUUUGUACACACAAUGCUGUCCAAUGAAGAGAAAACGACCAUGAGAACUUGCCUGAUUGUAUGUCCAUUGAACACUGUCAUCAACUGGCGUAACGAGUGGACCAUGUGGUUUGAUGAGAAGGACCAACUAGAUGUAUACGAGAUAUCAAGCGUGAAACAGAACUGGCCUCGUGCUGACUACCUGAAAGACUGGCAUGAAGGAGGAGGUAUCAUGAUUAUUGGCUACGAAAUGUAUCGAAACCUUACACAGAGUGCUCGCAUCAAGAAUAAGAAGUUGAAAGCCAUCUUCCAGAAGACUCUUGUUGAUCCAGGUCCUGAUCUGGUUGUCUGUGACGAGGGUCAUAUUUUGAAGAAUGAUUCAUCGGCAAUAUCACAGGCGCUGAACAAAGUCCGCACAAGACGUCGGGUCGUUCUCACAGGCACACCUUUGCAGAAUAAUCUGCUGGAAUAUCACUGCAUGGCCAGCUUUGUGAAACCCAACCUGAUGGGUACAAGAAAAGAGUUUCUUAACAGAUUCAUCAACCCAAUCACAAAUGGCCAGCAUUCAGACUCCACAGCCUUUGACGUGAAAGUGAUGGGACGUCGAGCUCAUGUCCUGCAUGAGAUGCUUGCGGGAUGUGUUCAGAGACGAGACUAUUCUGCCCUUACCAAGUUCCUGCCACCCAAGUUUGAGUAUGUGAUAUCAGUCCGCCUGUCCCCAGUCCAGAUAGAUUUGUAUGAGAAGUACCUUGACCUGGCAGGCGUUGGUGCAGAUGGGGGCCCACCCACUGUCAAUAAAGGGGCACGACUCUUCUCCGACUACCAGAACCUCAUGAAGAUCUGGACUCAUCCCUGGGUGUUGAAGCUGGCUGAGAUCCGAGCAGAAAACAAGAUGAAGUAUGAUGAUAGUGAAGACUCGUUCAUCGACAACAGCACUGAUGAGGAGUUAGCAUCUAUGACAGACAACAGCGAGGACAGUCUAAUGGCCGUCAGUAAGAGUGACUCUGGGGAGAGUGUGGAGGCGGGGCCUAGCAAGAGGUCUUCUCGGCGUUCUAGGCGGGGGAAGCCACCUCCAGAAGAUAGUGAUAAGGAAGAAGUGGUCAAAGACUGGAAGACAAGGUCAAGAGGUGGAGAGGAUGGUGAUGAAAGGAUAGAUAUAGAUGAUGGUCCGAAACCAGUGAGCAACGAAUGGUGGGCCGAAUAUGUGAAAGAGGAGGACCAAAGCAAUCUGGAUCUCAGUGGCAAACUCAUUCUUCUCUUUGAGAUCCUUCGCAUGUGUGAAGAGAUAGGAGACAAAGUGCUUGUAUUUAGCCAGAGUCUGCUUUCGCUGAACAUAAUUGAGUACUUCCUGGAUGUCAUCGACAAGAGAGCAGAAGAGGCAGCCACACAGAAGGAGGAAGAGGAGAGGCAGAAGGCAGAAGAAGAUAAAGACAAGAAAGAUAAAGAUGAGAAAGAUAAAGAUGAGAAAGAAGAGGGAGAGAAAGAAAAGGGAGAGAAAGACCAAAAUGGUGACGCCAAAGAUGAAGAGAAGAAAGAGGAUGAUAAUGAGUUUGUUCAGACAGUGUUUGGGAAGACUUGGACAAAGGGGGCUGACUAUUUUCGAAUGGAUGGGUCUACCAGUCCGCAACUCCGCAGUCAGUGGUCAGACCAUUUCAAUGACCCAGAAAACUUCAGAGCUCGCCUAUUUCUGAUCUCAACCAAGGCAGGAAGUCUUGGUAUUAACCUGGUUGCAGCAAACCGUGUCAUCAUCUUCGAUGCCUCGUGGAACCCCUCACAUGACAUUCAGUCCAUCUUCAGGGUGUACAGAUUUGGACAGACUAAACCCUGCUAUGUCUACAGGUUCUUGGCUCAGGGUACUAUGGAAGAGAAGAUCUAUGAACGACAAGUUACAAAACAGUCUCUCUCUCAGCGAGUAGUGGAUGAACAUCAGAUUGACAGACAUUUCACUUCAGCUGAUCUCGGCGAACUUUACAAUUUCAAACCUGAACGCCUUGAUGAUCCAAAUAACCCCAAGACAACCCAUGCAUUGCCAAAGGAUGUACUGCUGGCUGAGCUUCUGAAGCACAACAAACAGAUCGUCAGGUUCCAUGAGCAUGUCCUGCUUGAGAACCGUGAGGACCAAACAUUGACGGAGGACGAGAAGAAAGCAGCAUGGGAAGAGUAUGACAAUGAGAGGAAAGGCAUUUCCAACAGAGUGGCCCAGGCCAGCACAGCGUCUGGUGUCGGAAUGUUCAGCCCAGACAACGUCCUGCAGAUUGUACAGAUGGUCAAGAUGAGGUUCCCCAACCUACCGCCGGACCUGUUCCAGGCGCAGGUUCAGGCCAUACUUCAGCAGCAGAUCCUCUACCAGCAGUCCAUGCAAAACCAGCAGAUUGAACAGCAGCGGGAUGAUGGAGAUGCAUCGACUACAACGGAUUCAGAACGACAUUCGCACCCAGCAGCGUCAGAUCAACGACUUGACCCGCAACAGAAUGGCCAAUCCCCGUGCAGGUGGUCCGAUGGGAUCCAGGAUGGGCAUGCCAUUUGGCAUGCAACACCGGCCCCCGACCCCACGCGGAGCACUGCGCAGCAUUCUCGCAACGCCAAGUGGCAGCAGUGGAAAGAAAGAUGCCUCCAACGCACGCAGUACCACCACAAAUAACCCUCCGGUAGUGAUAGACCUGUCCAAGUCUUGAUAGGAGGGGACCGUAGGCGUGUGUAUUGUAGUCAUGUAGACAUGACCUUUGUCGGCACUUGUCUGCUGGCAGAAAGGACUGGGUAGAACUAGAAUCUGGACUGGCACAAGGGCCUGAUCUCGGACUGGCCGGUGAAGUGUUGCUGCAGAUGCAGAGUUCGGCUUGGAAAACCAUAACAUAUACAAGGCUUGCAAAAACUUUCACUAGCUUAUGUUAUUCGUCUGGUGCAGUUUUGAUGAGCCAGUGUUUUCAACUUGCUGUGGUUUAAAGUAAACUUGUUGUUAUCAUGUUGUUACCAAGUCUGCUGCUGUCGUUAUUGUACGUUAACAAAGAGAACAGUAAUGUGGAGAGAUGUACUGCUGGGUGGACCACUGGUGUAUGUGGCCCAAUGGGAAGCAGGACCUGAACCAGACCGGGACGAAGCUCAUGUACAAAUGGAGAUGUAACAUUUAAUCUUAGAGAGCAAGUGUGUGUGGUGAUUGCUUCGUAAUAUCAUGUUUGUUUCUUUGUAAGAUGCCUAUCGUCAGAUUUGACCAAGAGUUGCUAGGGGAAACAGAUGUUUUAAUUCUUUUCCUUCAUGUUUCAAUUUUAAAAGCACAUCAUAAAUCAGCUCUGUGUCAGUAGUGAACCUUUUUCUCUCUUUUUUUCUUCUUUUUUUUUUUUUUGCUUUUUUAAGUAUUUGCAGUCUUAUAUUUUCAUCCCAGCUAAUGUAUAAAUACUCAUAAUGUUAAUUGUAGAGUUAGAAGCAAGAAUUUUCUUAAACAUGUUUCUAAUUUUAUAGUGUUAAAUUAUGGUAAUUAUUGACCAAUUCAAAUCUGAACCCUCAUACGGGUCAAUGACUCAUGCUACAGACUCAGAUGUAUAUCACAUGGGUACAACAUGUGACGCAAGUUCUUGGUGUCCUCAACUUGAAUAUUGAUAAAAAUAAUGCUUUCUUCCUCAUUCACUCUGAAUGCUGAAAGACAUGCCAGUGUACAGUGUUUCAAUUCAGAUAGUUCUCUAACAGUAACAUGAAGGUCUCUGUAUCUUGUAUGAUAGUGUUUCAACAUUUACCCAAAGUAACAUCAUCUGUGUGUAAUAGUGCAUGUCUCCCUUCUGGUUUCCUUACAUGGGACUUGGACAGCGUUAAAAUGGUACCAAUAGUCAUAUGAGACACUUUAAUGGUGGUGAGACUCAAUGACUUGGUUGAUUGCUUGUCCUCACACCACAACCUUGUGGAUUGUUGGUCAUGAUAUCAACCACUUGUUUGUCCGACCCAUCCUUGAUGAUGCCAUCAUAUACAGGAAUAUUGUUGAGUGUGACAUUAAGAAACUUAAACAAUGCCCUUACAUUUACACUGACUGUGAUAUGACUGAAGUACUGUCCAGAGCAAUACUAAAUCAAAUCACUGGUAGGCAACUUUCUAUAUGUGAGUACACAGAUAACAUUAAAUAAUUUAGGGCGGAGGGGUAGCCUAGUGGUUAAAGCAUUUGCUUGUCACGAGGAUGACCUGGGUUUGAUUUUCCACAUGGAUACAAUGUGUGAAGCCCAUUAAUUGUGUUCCUGCCAUGAUAUUGCUGGAAUAUUGCUAAAAGUGGCAUUGAACUACACUCACUCACUCAUUCACUCAAUUGAGGAACGAGGGAUGUACCAUUGGAGAAAUACAAAUCGUUCAACAUUGGAUCUAAGUAAGUGUUCCUAAGUUGUAAGCUACAGUGCUAAGGCUGUAUGCAAGCGUGCAUAGGUUUUAUUCAGAUUCAUAACCCACAUGGAUUUUGUUGGAAUGAAGUGUAUGCCUGUACUUAUUGUUUAGAGACAGCAAUAUUUUCAGUUUAAGUUGGACUGAGCUAGCACUAAAUCAGUUGUUCAAUAUUGAAAAGCAAACUUACAUGAACCUUUGGUGCUCUUUGACUCGAGUCUUUCAGACAUGAAGUAAAUGAUAAUUUGUUGACGGAGUAGGCUGUUGUUGGCAACUUGAACCAAGACUAUACUGCUUUCAACACAAUAUUUUAGCAAUUCAAUGUCCAUUUAAUUUGUUUUUCAUUUUUAGCAUUUCUCUUACACUUUGUAUUGUGCAGGUUCCUAUAAAGCGGACAACUAUGACCUGUGUAGCGGUAGUGAUGAGAUUGAAAAUAGGACAUUUCCGGACACCGAUUUCAUUCAAAUGAUCUGCUUUUUAAAUUGCAUGUUAUGAAGGAAUAGUAUUGUCAGUCAAAGGGCCCUCGUAUGUUAAGGAUUUGGGAUUUUUGUCUUUUUAACUUAAGGGCCCUUGUAUGUAGAGAGUUUGGCAUUUCGUUCUGUUUUAAUUCCAAUGUUUUGUAUUCUUUGUACACCACUUCCUCAAGAAGUCUUAAUACAUAUCUGACAAUAUUGAUAAUUGGUGUUUUUUAUGCAAUUGCGUUUUCAUUCAUACUUCAGUCAGUGGUUAAGAGACAGACAUCUGUACUCUCCUUUUCAAUUUAAUUUGGUAUAUUCCAUUAUUUUAAACAAGUAUCAAUCGCUUAGUAUUUGAAAUGUGUGAGAGUGGUUGUUAUCGUGCAAACAGUCUAUUUAUUUUCAACACCUGUAUAUAGUCAUGAACCUGUUGUAUGUAUCAGCAUUUGUGCAUGCUUCGACAUAGAAACAGUCUUUCAUACCAUCCAUGGUCGUAUGCUUUAUAAUGUUUAUCACUAAUGUUUGUAUCACAGAAAGUAUUUUUGCCAUGUUGACCAUCUAUCAUGUAAGUGUAAUAAUAUUAAGUUGUCAGGAACAUGUGUUUCAAAAGUUCAUAUUACAGUGUUAUCUAAAUAAGUUGAAUUUCCUUUUUGUUCAUUUUUCACUGGAAAGAGAAAUGAAUGACCAACAAGGAGAGGAAAUUUUGUGGUUCAGCUAGUCUAUAUUACGUUUAGUAGGGUAUGGUUACCAGAUUUUGACAUGAAUUGGUUUGAAAAUACCUAAAUUAUAUGCAUCUCCAUGCUUAUUUUGCUAAAACUUGAUUGACCUGUGUUGGUGUGUUCAGGCUCUCAUUCCAAACAUUGAACCGACUGACAGUCUGGGACUUCAUGUGUAACGACAUCUGUCUGAAGAUAAAAAGAUUAAGCGAAAA